Austrofundulus limnaeus is the source of this 2149-nucleotide messenger RNA. It is a transcript of the gene anxa11a, whose product is annotated as annexin A11a. NCBI's taxonomy places the organism in Eukaryota, Metazoa, Chordata, Actinopteri, Cyprinodontiformes, Rivulidae. Gene Ontology annotation, cellular component: vesicle membrane; plasma membrane; nucleus. Gene Ontology annotation, molecular function: calcium-dependent phospholipid binding; calcium ion binding; phosphatidylserine binding. Bases 99 to 1625 code for a protein of 508 amino acids. The record is from RefSeq and is a predicted model, not a curated record. The transcript is spliced from 15 exons. Gene Ontology annotation, biological process: cytokinetic process; phagocytosis.
GCUCCCCUUGUGGAAAAUAUGAAAUAUGAGCCCCACCCACUGCCUUUACAACACAGGUCCUGUGAACUUCAGGAAGAGAGUACAAGAAGAUUAAAACAAUGAGCUACCCUGGAUACCCGCCUCAGCCAGGCACAUACCCACCACAACCUGGGAUGUACCCUCCACAGCCGGGUACUUACCCACCCCAAGCAGGAGGCUAUCCACCUCAAUCUGGUGCCUAUCCUCCUCAACCCGGUGCUUAUCCUCCUCAACCCGGUGCCUAUCCUCCUCAACCCGGUGCCUAUCCUCCUCAACCCGGUGCCUAUCCUCCACAGUCUGGUGCCUAUCCUCCAGCACCACCUCCAGGCAGCUGGGGAGGUGGCCCUGUUGGUGGAUACCCCUCCUCUGGAUUUGACAACUUUUCCAAUCCCGGUUUCAAUGCUGGCAUGCCAGGGGGGGGCAUGCCCCAACAACAACAACAACAAUGGCCUGGGAUGGGCUACCCUGGUCAGCCUGGUCAGCCUGGUCAGCCAAUGCCUGGAUACCCCGGUGCACCAUCACCCAACCCACCGAUGCCUGGCUACGGAGGAGCACCAGCACCGACACCAGCAUACCCGCAGGUCCCAUCACCAAACCCAUCAAUGCCAGCCCAUGGAGGUGGAGCCAUGCCAGUAAACCCACCUAUCAAUAGAGGAUUCAGGGGAACGAUCAGGGACUUUCCUGGAGCCGACCCACUUAAAGAUGUGGAGGUCCUGAGAAAGGCCAUGAAGGGCUUUGGAACUGACGAGCAGGCCAUAAUUGAGUUACUGGGGAGCCGCUCCAACGCGCAGCGUGUACCUUUGCUCCGAGCCUACAAAACCUCUUACGGGAAGGAUCUGAUCAAAGACCUGCAUUCAGAACUGUCUGGGGACUUCAGGAAGCUGGUUAUGGCCACGUUGAAGAGUCCAGCUCAGUUUGACGCCUCUGAACUCCGCGAGUCCAUAAAGGGAGCUGGAACUGAUGAGGCCUGUCUGAUAGAGAUCCUGUCCUCUCGCUCCAAUGCUGAAAUCAAAGAGAUAAGUCGAAUUUACAAACAAGAAUACAAGAAAACUCUAGAGGAUGAUAUUCAAAAUGAUACCUCAGGCCACUUCCGCAGGCUCCUGAUCGCUCUGGCUCAGGGCAAUCGGGAUGAGCGAGAGGCUGUUGAUCUCUCCUUGGCUCAACAAGAUGCUCAGGCUCUGUAUGCUGCUGGGGAAAAGAAACUGGGAACUGAUGAGUCCAAAUUCAAUGCCAUUUUAUGUGCAAGGAGCAAAACUCAUCUCAGAACAGUGUUUUAUGAAUACCAGAGGAUGUGCGGCAGGGACAUUGAGAGCAGUAUAAGCAGAGAGAUGUCUGGAGACCUUGAGAGUGGCAUGUUGGCAGUCGUGAAGUGCAUUAAGAACACGCCUGCCUACUUUGCUGAGAGACUUCACAAGGCCAUGAAGGGCAUGGGAACUAAAGAUCGAACCUUGAUCCGGAUCAUGGUGUCCCGUUCAGAAGUAGACAUACUGGAUAUUCGUCAAGAGUAUCUUAGAAACUAUGGAAAGUCGCUGUAUACAGCCAUCUCUGGAGAUACAUCUGGAGAUUACAAGAAACUCCUACUAAAGUUCUGCGGUGGCAGUGACUGAAAAAGAAGCAUUAUCUACAGCAUUAGAGCUGGUUUUAUCUUCUUUUUUUUUUCGAGCUUUUUGUAUGCUUUACACGCAAGUUGCAAUCCUAUACACUUCAAUGGUUUUAAUGCAAAGUUUACACAGCAGCAUUUUUUUAUGUAUUGAUCACAGAGCUUUGUAUUUUCUGAUUUGGGGUAAGUUUACUGGAGAGUGGAAUGUAUACAGCUAUAAAGAAUUAUUUUUUUAUAAGAUUAAAACUCAAUUUCAGCUACAUAUGUUCAAUGAAAAAUUACUUUGUGCCAAUAAGACAUUAAGUGUAUUUCAUUUUUGUCAGGGUUUUUUCAUGUACUGAAAAGAAAAGGAAAAAAAGCACCAAAGUAAAAAAAUAAGACAAUCUUUGCAAUUGCAUGAUCUACUCUGUAGUUUGAAGCACUUGUAUAUUUUUGUUUGUCAUCAUUUUAUUGUUUAUGAUGUGCCUGCUAUUGUUUUCUGUUUAACUCUGCAAUACAUUAAAUAAAUUCUGGUCAUAUAUUCAUGGAGCA